UUCGGAGCUGCGAGCAGCGCAGUAAUCAAAAAUUUUCCGAGCUGCGCCGUUGUCCAAGCGAUAAUUUGUUGUUGCGGGCUGGAAAUUCGAAUUUGGAGGCGCAUCAAGGCGCUGCUCGUGGAUUUUUUGCAUUUUUUUUGAGUUCGAAUAGUUCGUUAAUAAGAGUGGCGAUCGAAAAACGUAGUUUAGUUCAAAGUGGCUCAAAAAGCAGAAGCGACGCCAGCGGGCGAAAAAGGAGAUAACCGAAAACGAAAAACACGACAAAGCAACGCUGAAAGAGAGUAAAAAAUGAUCGAACCGUAAAUUCAGAUGGAUGCCAGUACACAGUGCCUAGUAUAUAGCGAUUUGACCAAAACAAACGCCAAGUGAGAGGACGAGGCCGAAAAGCGUUGGAAAGAAGUAAAUAAGCGAUCUUGGCCCGUUGUGGUUGGUGCAGUUGUAACUCGUUUCUUUCGACGCGCGCGUGUAUGAAUCACACCAACACAAAAAACAAACAAUAACAACAAGGCGAUACGGUAAAAUAUGCUAAGUAAAUAGCGAAAGAGAGUUGAAGUUUCAAGCGGGAGAGCGACACCGAGCGCGAGAGCGGAGAGCGCGCGGAGGAAAAAACCUCACAAGUACAUACUGGAAAGCGAUCCCGAUCCUUUUUCCAGGCACGCGGCCGUCUCGCUCGCACCCAUGCCGCCCUAGACCAACUCUUGCUGCAGCUGCCUAACGACCAACAACAACACAGCGAGCCCAGCGCAGGGGCAACAAGGAUGGCGAUAGCUGGAAAACGACGACGAUGAUGAUGAUGCGGUCGCAAAGCGUUGAAAAAGAGUAGCUGGAAACGAAACAGCAGUAGAAAAAUUCCGAAAAAUUCGAAUAAGUACGAAAAUACACAUGUGCAGGGACGAUCGCCCAAGUUACUCAAGUGCAUAUGUGCGUGCGGCAUAGAAAGUGCAUUGCAGCCACCGACAAAGUCAAUAAACUGUCGAAAAUCGACGGCGGUAAUAGUUGUUAAUACGCGAAGAUCGCCAUGAAGGUCACCGUCUGCUUCGGCGACGUCCGCAUUCUGGUUCCCUGCGGUUCCGGCGAACUCCUCGUCAGCGAUCUCGUCAAGGAGGCCACGCGCCGCUACAUCAAGGCAGCCGGCAAGCCCGAUUCCUGGGUGACCGUGACGCACCUGCAGACACAAUCGGGCAUCCUCGAUCCGGACGACUGCGUGCGCGAUGUGGCCGACGACAGGGAGCAGAUAUUGGCCCACUUCGAGGACCCAGGACCGGAUCCGGGAGUUCCGCAGGGAGGCGGCGACGGGGCGUCGGGCAGUUCGUCCGUCGGCACCGGCUCGCCGGACAUCUUCCGUGAUCCCACCAACACGGAGGCGCCCACUUGUCCCAGGGAUCUGUCCACGCCGCACAUCGAGGUAACCAGCACCACAUCGGGCCCGAUGGCUGGACUGGGAGUGGGACUGAUGGUGCGCCGCAGCAGUGAUCCCAAUCUGCUGGCCUCCCUGAAGGCGGAGGGCAGUAACAAACGCUGGUCGGCGGCGGCUCCCCAUUACGCAGGCGGGGACUCCCCGGAGCGCCUGCUGCUGGACAAGGCCGGUGGCCAGCUGUCGCCCCAGUGGGAGGAGGACGACGAUCCCAGUCAGCAGCUGAAGGAACAGCUGCUGCACCAACAGCAGCCUCAUGCAACCAAUGGCGCAGGAGGCUCCUCCGGCAACCAUCAGCCAUUCGCUCGCUCCGGUCGCUUGUCCAUGCAGUUUCUGGGCGAUGGCAAUGGCUACAAGUGGAUGGAGGCGGCCGAGAAGCUGCAGAAUCAGCCGGCAGUCCAGCAGACAUACCAGCAAGGUGGUCAUCAUUCCGGCCACAGCCAAAAUGGUGCCUACUCCAGCAAGUCCCUGCCCAGGGAGAGCAAGCGAAAGGAGCCACUGGGCCAGGCGUACGAGUCCAUCCGGGAGAAGGAUGGCGAGAUGCUGCUGAUCAUCAACGAGUACGGCAGUCCGCUGGGCCUCACUGCUCUGCCGGACAAGGAGCACGGUGGAGGCCUGCUGGUGCAACACGUGGAGCCGGGCAGUCGUGCCGAAAGGGGCCGGCUGCGUCGCGACGAUCGCAUCCUGGAGAUCAAUGGCAUUAAGCUGAUCGGGCUCACCGAGUCGCAGGUCCAGGAGCAACUGAGGCGGGCCUUGGAGAGCUCGGAACUGAGGGUUCGAGUGCUGCGCGGCGAUCGCAACCGCCGCCAGCAGCGCGACUCCAAGGUGGCCGAGAUGGUGGAGGUGGCCACGGUGUCACCCACCCGCAAGCCACACGCUGCCCCCGUCGGCACCUCCCUGCAGGUGGCCAAUACCCGUAAGCUGGGCAGGAAGAUCGAAAUUCUGCUCAAGAAGGGACCCAACGGCCUGGGCUUCUCGGUCACAACACGCGAUAACCCCGCCGGCGGGCAUUGCCCCAUCUACAUCAAGAACAUCCUGCCACGCGGAGCUGCCAUCGAGGAUGGGCGUCUGAAGCCCGGGGAUCGUUUGCUGGAAGUUGAUGGCACUCCUAUGACAGGCAAAACGCAAACGGAUGUGGUGGCCAUUUUGAGGGGCAUGCCAGCGGGAGCCACCGUAAGGAUAGUGGUCUCCCGGCAGCAGGAGCUGGCUGAGCAGGCUGACCAGCCGGCGGAGAAGAGCGCCGGCGUGGCGGUGGCUGCACCAGCUGCUCCACCUGCGGCCGCUGCUUCAGCGCCUCCCAUUCCGGUCCAGAAGUCCAGCAGUGCCCGAUCUCUGUUCACACACCAGCAGCAGUCGCAGCUCAACGAAUCUCAGCACUUUAUCGAUGCGGGCAGCGAGUCGGCGGCUUCGAAUGACAGCCUGCCGCCCAGCAGCAAUAGCUGGCACUCCCGCGAGGAGCUGACCCUCCACAUUCCCGUUCACGACACCGAGAAGGCUGGCUUGGGGGUCAGUGUGAAGGGCAAAACGUGCUCGAAUCUGAACGCUUCUGGAUCAAGUGCCUCCAGCAGCAGCAAUGGACUGAUGAAGCACGACGGCGACUUGGGCAUAUUCGUGAAGAAUGUGAUCCAUGGCGGAGCGGCCUCACGCGAUGGUCGCCUGCGGAUGAACGACCAGCUGCUGAGCGUAAAUGGAGUCUCGCUGCGUGGCCAAAACAACGCCGAGGCCAUGGAGACACUGCGUCGGGCGAUGGUCAACACGCCCGGCAAACACCCUGGCACCAUAACCCUGCUGGUGGGCCGCAAGAUUCUGCGCUCGGCCAGCUCUAGUGACAUCCUGGACCACAGCAACAGCCACAGUCACAGCCAUAGCAACAGUAGCGGCGGCAGCAAUUCGAACGGAAGCGGCAAUAACAACAACAGCAGCUCGAAUGCCAGCGACAAUUCCGGAGCCACGGUCAUCUACCUGAGUCCGGAGAAGCGCGAGCAGCGCUGCAAUGGCGGCGGAAGUGGAGGAAGUGCCGGCAAUGAGAUGAACAGAUGGAGCAACCCCGUUUUGGAUCGCCUAACCGGUGGCAUUUGCUCAUCGAACUCAGCGCAGCCAUCCUCACAGCAGCCAUCGCACCAGCAACAGCAGCAGCAGCCACAUUCCUCCCAGCAGCAACAGCAGCAGCGCCGCCUGCCUGCCGCGCCCAUUUGCAGCAGUGCAGCUCUGAGGAACGAGAGCUACUACAUGGCCACCAACGACAACUGGUCGCCGGCACAGCUGCACCUGCUCACUGGCCAUGGCAACACGGCGCUGCUGAUCGAGGACGACGCCGAGCCCAUGUCACCAACUCUGCCGGCGCGUCCGCACGAUGGGCAGCACUGCAACGCGAGCAGUGCCAAUCCAUCGCAGGUCGCCGGCAUUCAGGGGCCAUCCGCCAAUUCCGUGGUGGUGCCGGGCACACCGUCGACGUCCAGCAACUUCGAUGCCACCUACUCGUCGCAGUUGAGCUUGGAGACCAACUCGGGGGUGGAGCAUUUCUCGCGCGACGCCCUGGGACGCCGCAGCAUCUCGGAGAAGCACCAUGCGGCGCUAGAUGCCCGUGAGACAGGAACCUACCAGCGGAACAAGAAGUUGCGCGAGGAGCGGGAGCGCGAGCGUCGCAUCCAGCUGACCAAGUCGGCUGUGUACGGUGGCUCCAUUGAAUCCCUCACGGCUCGCAUAGCCAGUGCUAAUGCCCAGUUCUCGGGCUAUAAACAUGCCAAGACUGCAUCCAGCAUCGAGCAGAGGGAGACGCAGCAGCAACUGGCGGCCGCCGAGGCGGAGGCCAGGGAUCAGCUGGGCGAUCUGGGCCCAUCGCUGGGCAUGAAGAAGUCCUCGUCGCUGGAGUCGCUGCAGACGAUGGUGCAGGAGCUGCAGAUGUCGGACGAGCCGCGUGGCCAUCAGGCGCUGCGUGCGCCACGUGGGCGUGGCAGGGAGGACAGUCUGCGGGCCGCGGUGGUCAGCGAACCGGAUGCCAGCAAGCCCCGCAAGACCUGGCUUUUGGAGGACGGUGAUCAUGAGGGUGGCUUUGCCUCGCAGCGCAACGGACCCUUCCAGAGCUCCCUGAACGAUGGCAAACAUGGCAGCAAGUCGUCGCGGGCCAAGAAGCCCAGCAUCCUGCGCGGCAUCGGACACAUGUUCCGCUUCGGCAAGAAUCGCAAGGAUGGCGUGGUGCCGGUGGACAACUACGCGGUGACCAUUUCGCCACCCACUUCGGUGGUGUCAUCGCCGCAGGUGCAGCAGCAGCAACAGCAGCAGUUGCAGCAACACCAGCAGCAACAGCAGCAGCAGAUACCCGCCGCUGCGUUGGCAGCGCUGGAGAGGAACGGCAAGCCGCCGGCGUAUCAGCCGCCGCCCCCUCUGCCCGCUCCCAAUGGCGUUGGCAGCAAUGGCAUCCACCAGAACGACAUCUUCAACCAUCGCUAUCAGCAUUACGCCAACUACGAGGACCUGCACCAGCAGCAUCAGCAGCACCAGAUUAGUGGAGACGAGUCCGCCACAUCCAUUUCGGAAACGCUCUCGGAGUCAACGCUCGAGUGCAUGCGACAGCAGGUCAUCCGGCAGCGCAUCAAGGUCGAGGCGGAAAGUCGCCGCCAUCAGCAUUACCAUUCGCAGCGCAGUGCCCGCUCGCAGGACGUGAGCAUGCACUCGACGAGCUCCGGCUCCCAGCCGGGAUCCCUGGCGCAGCCGCAGGCGCAGGCCAACGGGGGAGUGCGGCCCAUGAGCAGCUACUACGAGUACGAGACGGUGCAGCAGCAGCGGGUGGGCAGCAUCAAGCACAGCCACAGCAGCAGCGCCACCUCGUCCUCCUCGUCGCCCAUCAACGUGCCGCACUGGAAGGCGGCGGCCAUGAACGGCUACUCGCCGGCCAGCCUCAACAGCAGUGCCCGCAGUCGGGGUCCCUUCGUCACCCAGGUGACCAUUCGGGAGCAGAGCGUGGGCGGCAUACCCGCCCAUUUGCUGCAGCAGCACCAGCAGCAGCAGCAGCAACAGCAGCCCACCUACCAGACCGUCCAGAAGAUGUCCGGGCCAUCGCAGUACGGCACUGCCGCCGGCUCCCAGCCGCACGCCUCCAAGGUGUGACUAUAGGUGUUGGCGCAGGCGCGCGCCACCCGCGAUGUGCUGGCCGACAACCGGGCCAUUAUCAGCGAGGUGAACGAGGAGGUGGAGGUGUUUUACUUUGCCACCGAGUGCUGAACACAUCGCAAAUUCGAGGGACUUUGUUUAGUUCGGAUAAAAUGGUGUUUCCACACACACGCGCUGGGGGUGGGUUGAUUAGUGUAUCUUUAAGGUGAAACUUUGUAUUCCACAUCAAUUGUGAGCCCAGGAAGUGGACUAUUCACUGGGCGGCAGGAAAAAUACGUUUUAUUUUUUGAGGUCUGAAAAGAAUUUGUAAUUUCACAUAGAGGAACGGUUGCUAUAUUAUUUAUUUAACGUCCUGAUUAGGUAAUGUGCACAUACCUAUCCGUGAUAUUUGGUUAAGCAAACGAAGCCUAGACGUUUUCUUGCUAAACGGAAAGAACCAGGAUAACACUUUCAACGGUCCGCUAGGAGAGGAUAAACUUGAUUUUAUAUUUGUAAAUUCCAAGGCAUAUUAUUUCGAUUCAGAUUUCCAACCAAUUGACCCACCCUGACACACAUCUACGUUAAGUUCACAAUUCACAAUAUAUAAUAUAUAUAUUUACAUAUGUAAACAUUAUCGAGAUAUCAUAGUUUGCGAACCAGAAACCAAGAGAGUAACGAGUAAGGAAGUAAUCCCUGUAAAGCGCUAACCAUUUUCGAGUGCUUAGAUGUAGUUUAAAGUAAGCAAAAUCGAUUUCCGAUUGUAUCAAGCUCUAGCCUAAGUCCAAGUCAAACGCCUUUGUACAUAAUUAGUUUACGCAAAAGCCAACAAGAAGAGAGAACAACAUCAAAUUCCAAAACUACGAAAGGUCUUAAGAAUUUCCAUUGUCAUUUAUACCAUUUUUUUUUGUACCAUUUACUUAUAUAUUUUUUUGAGUUGUACAUAGACUUGUUUGUUUUGUUAAGCUUUAAAGCGGACGCCAUUUUGUGUGUGCAAACGUGUGGAUUUGCAAGAAGCGAAAAGUAAAACUUAAAGCCACCCAUAUACACAUAGCUGUAUGAGUAAGUGAAGCAAUUUUUUUGUUCUAACGAUUAUCGAGCUUAGAAAGGAGGUUUUGUGCAGCCGACCGCGGCCCAGGUCUCUAAAGAAGACAAGCAGCUUAACUUAGUUAUACGAACCAUACGAUUAAGCCGAACUAGUGGGUAAGCCUACAUGUAUAGCGAAUAUGCGACACUUUAAUUUUGUGUACUUUCUAAGUAAUUUGUGCGAUACCGAAUACCGAGUUGCGAAUUAAAAGUUACAAAUUUUCAUAAA
Molecule: messenger RNA, 6815 nt
Organism: Drosophila biarmipes
Lineage: Eukaryota; Metazoa; Arthropoda; Insecta; Diptera; Drosophilidae
Gene: baz
Product: partitioning defective 3 homolog
Exons: 8
Coding region: 1019-5521 (1500 amino acids)
Biological process (GO): establishment of cell polarity; microtubule cytoskeleton organization; cell adhesion
Cellular component (GO): apical junction complex; cell cortex; adherens junction
Molecular function (GO): phosphatidylinositol binding; protein binding
Source: RefSeq, a predicted model, not a curated record